Molecule: messenger RNA, 1752 nt
Organism: Adelges cooleyi (spruce gall adelgid)
Lineage: Eukaryota; Metazoa; Arthropoda; Insecta; Hemiptera; Adelgidae
Product: uracil-DNA glycosylase-like
Exons: 2
Coding region: 446-1291 (281 amino acids)
Biological process (GO): base-excision repair, AP site formation via deaminated base removal; base-excision repair
Cellular component (GO): mitochondrion; nucleus
Molecular function (GO): uracil DNA N-glycosylase activity
Source: RefSeq, a predicted model, not a curated record
GUUAUCCAAUUAACAAUUAUUCUUUCGCCACUUCGGAUUUAUUUUAUUGUAAAAUAACAUAAACUAAAACUUCUCUACUACAAAGUUGUAAUUAUUUUAAUAGAAAAUAAAUGUCUUGUCCUUAAUGAAUCGCUCUGUACACACGUGUGACAGGAUGUAAUUUAUGGCGUACGUCGACAAUAUUUUGUAGGUUCGGAAACUCGAGACUUUUGACCAGUUCUCGGUAAACGUUCAGUAUGGUUAAUAUGAUAUGACCUGCAGACUGCAGUUUAGUGCAAACACUCGUCCUGUUAGGUUAACUGUAGCAACUAAGCUAAAAAAAUAUGUUGCUAUUUGUGAUCGAAUCAACAGGUGUCCGACAAAUUUUUUUUUUUAUUAUCAUACAGCGUCAUCAAUUUAACAUUAAAAUUUUGUAUAUUACAUAGCCAAAGAAUAUAAUAAAGAAAUGGAACAACUUUGUGAGGACUACCCCACUCUUUUCCCGUAUGUCAAAAUUAUUGAAAAGAAGUGGUAUAACAAUGUGUUAAAAGACAUUUUUAAUAAAAACCCGGUGACGCUCUAUUGGAUCGACCGUAUCUUGUCCGAGAGUAGUUACCAGGACGCCAAGGGACAGACGAGAUUUUCUUCGGUCAAUCCAGACACGGCGGAGGCCAUUUGGUCAUGGACUUACCGGACACCACUGCACAAGCUGAAAGUAGUGGUCAUCGGACAGGACCCGUACGUGACCAAUCACCCGAACGGAUCGGUGGCCGACGGGCUGGCUUUCUCGACCAAAUGGGGUUAUUUGGCGCCCAGCCUGUCGUGCAUAUUCGACGCCGUGCACCAACAAUGCGGGCCCCACGUUGACUUGACCUACACAAAUUUGGACAACUGGGCCAGACAGGGCGUGCUACUCUUGGACACCAUCAUGACGAGCGGGACCAAGCCCAGGUCGCACAGGGACCUGGACUGGACCGUACUGACUGAAGCUAUCAUACAGUCGGUGUGCAGAUACUCUCUAAAAGUGUUGAAACGGCCCCUGAUAUUUCUCCUGUGGGGAUACUAUGCCAAGUCCUUGUCUAGACACUCGUAUGCAGACGACGGUUCGGUUAUUAAUCCGGUUAUCAAUAAUAACCUCCAUAAAGUGCUCCAAUCACGACAUCCGUCACCCGUGGCUGACCGUUAUUUUCGAAAUACUUUUGCUGAAGUCAAUGACGACCACUUUUUAAAGGUCAAUAGAAUUUUGAACAGUUGGAAUGUCCGAAAAAUCGAUUGGUCGACAAAUGAAAAAAGUAAUUAUUUUAAGUAUUAACGAUUUUUUGGUACGCGGUGGAGACGUUUGACUGCGUACGAUAAUACUUUAGCAAAUACUGAAAUUGCUCCGUCUGUAGACAGAACAAAAUGCCAACGCAUGAAUGCUGUUCUGUAAACAGGAUUUUUACUCAAUAAAUAUUUUAUAUUAUUUUUAUUAUUAUAUUCUUCCUAAAAUUGUAAGCACUCAUUAUUAUUGUUAAAAAGAGAAAAAUAUGUUAUAAGCAUAAUAUUAUGGCGUGCUUUAUAUUAACCAAUCAAAAGUGUUUAAAGUAAAUCGCAUGUUGUUUGACGUCAUAAGUAAUAUUGUUAUUGUACAAUAUGGUAUGUAAAACAUUAUUUGGUGUUAUAUAAAGGUUACCUGAGGUGUCUUAGUUACUUUAUCACUUUUCACAAAAUUUUCAUGUAAGCUAACAGCUCUAUCUGUGUACUAAAAUUCUAUUAGUCUUUAAUAAAUGAUUA